Messenger RNA from Salmo salar (Atlantic salmon), 5258 nucleotides. RefSeq names its product EvC ciliary complex subunit 2 (gene evc2). The record is from RefSeq and is a predicted model, not a curated record. Gene Ontology annotation, biological process: smoothened signaling pathway. Lineage: Eukaryota; Metazoa; Chordata; Actinopteri; Salmoniformes; Salmonidae. Gene Ontology annotation, cellular component: plasma membrane protein complex; ciliary membrane.
AUGUUUUACAGAUGGAGUGUUCGACCAAUCAUUGAACAGAUUUGAUGUAACGCAAGACAUGUAGGGGUGGAGCUUGUCCUUUUCUUCAUAGUUUUGGGAAAGUCUUCGAGGAAGUUUGGAUGACCCAUUUAUUUCCAUGACCUAUGUUUUUACAGUCAACAAACUGUUUCGUUUCUUUUGCAUGCCACCUUUUAAGGCAUAUUGUAGCACAAUUUCGUGUUACCAGAGAACAAUGACAACGUUUCCAUUGUCUAAUACAGUAGCAAGAGGAUGCAAGAUGUAACGGAUUUCGGGAAAGCAGUGAAAGUUUUAGAACAAACGAAUGCUUCAGGUACAUUUCCUCGUGGAAGUAGUCACUGUAUGCACUAUUUUCUUCUGUUUUCAACUAGAGUAUAGGCCUAUAUUUUGGAGACGUCUACAACACCGCCCUUUUCAUUCGUAUGGGUUCUGUAAUGUAAGCCAUCAUGUCAAUCCAUGCCAUUCCGCUAUCCUGGGGGACAGCAGCAAUGCACAUCCCGCGUUCUGUUACAUCUCUGUACUAUCAUGGGGAACUCGACAGAACUCAUUUGGAAAUGGUCGACCUAGAGACUCUCCUAGACCAUUUCAGCAUGACCCUGGUGGAAACUCAGCAGAGCUGAGCUCGAAGAAGAUGGAUGGACAACCAGGGCCAUGUGGGCCCUUGGCUUUCUGUGCUGAAGAGGGUCCUCUUCGUUCUGUGGCCCCAGCCGGCCCCGGGCGCCAGUCCCUCUACACCUCCUUAAGCCACCUGGCCAACGUCAUGCAUCAUAAGGCCCGGCGCCGCAGGAGCAGUUUCACCAGAUACAUCACUGGUCACACUCUGCCUCAGAUUCAAAGUGCUGCACAGCCAUCAGCAUUUGGACUCAAAUUUCAGAAAUGUGCCCAGGUGGAGGCAGGUACCGAGUUCCCCCUUCUGACGUUCUUCCUGCUCAUCAACAACACUGGGCCUCCAGGGGACAGCAACCUUUCCCAGCUGGCCAUCAGGGACUCCGUCUCUGGGAUAGCAGCCCUGCAGAGUGGGGGGAUGGUGGUGGAGAAAGGCUUCCAGACCUUCACCAUCGACUCACUGCCAGCAGGAUCUCAGUAUGUUGUGACGUAUACUGCCCUCAUCAAGGGUCACAAGAGUGAAAUUCUGGACCUGCCUGCCUUCCUAACCUUCUCCAAUGCUUCACUGAAUGACGUCAAUAUGUUUGGUCCAAUGGUGGCUAAUUUGACACUGAGGCUUAACUCCACGAACAAGAUUUACCCCAAUCACUAUGUCCAUUUUGCUGGGUUUGUUGGUGGAUUCUUUCUGUCCUUGUUGCUGCUGUCCCUGGGAUUUCUGGCCAUGAACCUAAUAUGUGCCCGAGCCAGGAAAAGCUCCCUAGAGCGAAGGAAAAAGCGAGGCGCUUCAGACCCUGAGUAUGCGGUAUGCAACAUGAGUGAGACGGCCAAAGAAGAGGCAGCAUUCGAGGACAAGAUGGUGGACAUCAUGGUGCUGGAAGACCCUCAGAACAUGUAUCAAGCUCUGGAGAACCUGGAGAUGUCCAGCCUGCUGCGAGCCACCUCCAGCCUGGAGAGCAGUCGGGUCCAGAUGUACAAAGAUGUGAUCGCAGCCCUGCUGGCCGUGCUGCGCUCCCAGAACCACAUGUCCCAGCAGGCCGAGCAGCGCCUCCUGAGCGUGCUCCACGGUCAGCUGAUGGGCAUGGAGGGCAAGCUGAAGGAGGAGCACUUGGCACGCAUGGCAACCCUGGCGGCCCAGUGCAACCUGGAGACCCGGGAGCAGAUGGAGGCGGAGCAUCGCAGAGAGGCCCAGGAGAAAGCACGGGCAGAGGUGCUGUUUCAGCACUCUGAUGAACAGGAGCUCCACCAAUGCAGUGUCCUCCUGGAGAAGCUCCACAAGCUGAACCAGAGUCACCUCCAGCGCACCCUGCUGGUGAGACACGAGGAGGCCUCAGCCAAGGUCCAAAGGCAGAUAGUGGAGUGGAGAAGAGUGGAGCUGCACAAGAUCUUCUCAGAAGAGCUGGAGGAAGCCACCAGGAUGUGCGAGUUGGAGAAGACCGAGGCCAGGAGUCUCCUGCAUGACUACUUUGCCUAUCAGAAUAAGCUGGAGGAGGUGCUGGAUGUGGUCCUGGCCAACCAACGUUGCAUGCUGGGAGAGCGCCACGCCCAGAGGAGGUUCCUGGUGCACAGCCUCCACAGCCUGAAGGGCCUCAUCUCCGAGACCUUCUCCAGGACCUCCAGCCAGAUAGAGAACUGCUUCAGGCAACAUAGGAGGGGGAGCGAUGUGUCUGAAGAGCAGGUGGAACUGCUGCUAGACAAGGCUCAGAAGGAGCUGGUGCUGGUGAGGCAGGGCCUGGACGAGGCUCUGAACCGGGAGAGGAGGGCCAUGCACUGUGGCCUGGUCAAGAAGAGGAGGGACCUCAUCUCCGACAUGCUGCAGGGCCACAAGCAGAGGCAGAAGGAGCUGUCGGCCCUGUCCCGAGGGGGCCUGGAGGAGGACAGGGUGGAGGUGGAGCCGGCCCAGCACCUCCGCUGCUGGCAGAGCCUGCUGACCGCCCAGUGCCUGGAGCUCGGGGAGCUCAUCAACAACCUGGACGAGGAGGCCGCUGCAGACAUCCGUAAGGUCACCAUGCGUGUGAUCCACAGCGCCAUGGCGGAGGUGAAGGCCAUCCAGCCUGCUGUCGCCCAGGCUCUGCUGGCCCUGGGGAACCCCCGUGGCCCCCUCCAGCAGCCAGAAUCGGGGUCCCCCACAGGGGCCAGCAGCAGCGCCCUGUCCCAGGCCCAGGAGAGGCUCCAUCUGGAGGGCAAGGCAGCAGUAAGGACCCUCCAGGCCUCCAGGGACUCGCUGCACCAGGGCAUGGAGAAGGAGCUGCAGGAGCAGCAGGAGCUGAGGGCCAGGGGACAGGUCUUCUUCAGGUCUCUGUGCUCGUCACAGCUCACCUUAUCGGACGAGGAGCUCCUACACAUGAAGCUGGAGUUCCAGAACUGUCUGUCCAGGAUGGACCACUGCCUGAUGCUGCCCCACGCCCUCUCCCGCUCCAAACUGCAGACCGCCCUGUCCACCUGGAGGAAGGAGAUGGAGGAGCAGGCUGAACAUUCACAGCCAGAGAAGAAGACGAGGACUAAAGGGAAAUCCACUGAGGGCAGACAGCGAGCAGACCCCUCAGAACUGCUGCUCUUCCAGAAGAAGAUGGAGGACAGGAUACAGCUGUUUGAGAAAGAAAAAGAAAUGGAGCGCACUGUGAGGGAGAAGGUCCUGGAGGAGAUGCGUAGCGUGAGGGACUCGGAGCUUCGGAACCAGGCAGACGGCCUGGCCGUGCAGAUGGCCGCCCUCCACUACCAGAAGGCUGAGAGGAGGACCAGGGUCCUGGAGACCUCCAGAGCUCUGCUCACCAUCCAGAGCCUGCUCACAGAAGACCUGCGAGCCAGCAGGAGCCUGGGGGCAGCCCCCAUAGCCCAGAGCAUCCUGAACCACUGUCUGGGAUUGGAGGAAGCGGAGCUCCAGCUCCAGAGAGAGCAUGCAGAGUUGGAGAGUCUGGAGUCUGGACCCUCCAAACACAGACCACCCAAAGACCCACACUACUCUGAUAAUGAAGAGGAAGAGGAGGAAGAGGAAGGGCAAAGGAGGCUGUUUCAUAUAGAGCGUGACAGCCGCAUGGCCACCAUCCUUCACGAGGCCCUGUACAUGUGUGAUCAGGUCAUCGUUCUGCAGACAGAGAGGCUGCAAGAGGCCAACGCUAGGAAUCAAGCCAUGGAGGAUCUCAAGGAGCAGCUGGAGCUGAAGAGACUCUACACAAACUGUGACCAGGAUCUGGAGUUUGCGGCCAGGUUGGUGAGGCAGAGCCAGGUCUCCACUGAGGUUCUCCUAGAGGCUCUCCGCCUCCUCCUCCCAACCCUCCCCGAGUCGGAGCUGCUCUCCCUCAUUGAUGCCCUCUGCCCCAAGCAAUCGGUCAUCCCAGCGUCCGCAGAGCAGGAGAGCACAGUGUGGCCAGGGGGAGCAGGAAAAUCUCUGCUGGUCAGACUGAGGGAGGAAAUGGUGGGGAGGAAUGUCUCAGCCCACAGCACGGACAAGGACAGAAACCAGUUCCAGGAGAAGAGACAGAGCCUGCUGGAGAGGCUGUUUCUCAAUCCCAGACCCGAGGCUCGCAGGGACGUCAUGCAAGUGUUGGUCCAGGAAAAGGGGAGGGAGGGAGUUGUUGCCAUUCCCAAACCAGUCGCGACUGGAACGAGCCAAACCAUAGCCUCGGAACAGCUCCAAGACUCCGUUCUGAUUUCAGUGGGAGGAGGAGUAGAGGUGGACGGUGAAACUGUGUUUGUCUCCACUACUGCAGCAGCACCCUCCACCUCUGGCUCGGCCAACGAUGCAGUAGUACUGGACAUCCCCACUACGGGGGAGAGAGUGUUUGUGUUCCGCGUUCUGCCGGAGCCCCAGAACACGACAGGGGCCACCAACAGGAAGAGGAAGAAAAGGAACUUUCUUAAUCUGAAGAAGGGAUCGGUGGCCCCCACAGACCAACCCUGAGCUUGCUGGUGGUUUCAGAGGGUCUACUGUAGACACAGACUUGCCAUUAGAUUCCUACUGGUCCUAUACUGAACCCCUAGCCUGGUCCCAGGUCUGUUUGACUGAAGGAGUUGGCAAAACAGCACAAACAGAUCUGAGAACAGGCUAGGGGAACAUGUGCCCUGUUAGACUCUGUUAUGAGCUCUAAAAUGUCCCACCUUUAUGGUACUCAAUGAUGGUAUUAUGAUAACAAUGAGAAAAAUUAUAUGUAUUAACGUUUAAUUUAGUUGAAGUAGUCUCAAGGUACUUUAAAAUAGCCAUAUAGUUGCAGGCUUUGUCUGUAGACAGCUAGUUUUUCUGAUAAUGAAUGAUUUGCACGUCUUGGCAUAUACAUAAACCACAUCACCAUUAUCAAUAUUUUAACAAAUUAUAUAAAUACAAUUAUGAUAAAUAUAUACAAAUGUUAUAAAAAAAAAUAGUAUCGUAGUGUUCCUAUCCAUUGUAUGUUAAAACACCUGCAACAGUCAUUUUUUUUGGCAAGCUCAAAAUAACAAUCCCACAAGUUCAACCAAUGUGUUACAACAGUUUUUUACAGAUUCAUAAACGAUCAAUAAAUUAAUAAUGAUCAGUUUAGCUAUAUACACUCAGUUUAUUAACUAGGCCUACCUAUAACUCUGUAAAUCGUUUCAUUAACAGCCAUACAAAUGUUACCAACAUGCAGUGAUGUAAAGUACUUAAGUAAAAAUACUUUAAAGUA